This is a messenger RNA of Neospora caninum, 873 nucleotides long. RefSeq lists its product as hypothetical. The transcript has a single exon. The coding region runs from base 1 to 873 and encodes 290 amino acids. NCBI's taxonomy places the organism in Eukaryota, Apicomplexa, Conoidasida, Eucoccidiorida, Sarcocystidae. The record is from RefSeq and is a predicted model, not a curated record.
AUGUACGAAGCAAUCCCAGCUGUCCCUUUGUUUCCACCUGCAGAUGGGUUGGCCGGAGUCGGGAAGGUUCGGGCUCCAGUGUUGCAGCCCACACCAUGGCUGCAACUGCGGCGAGAGACAACAAGUGUCCCCAUUAAACAAAUCGACAAGUUUCCUCAGGUGGCGAAGGCCGCCGACGCCGUCAUCAUGUGGUGUAUUCAUGAAGCACUGAAAAGAGUGCAAACGGGAAACGAGAACUCCGCAGGACUCACCGGCGCGGUUCAGAUUCUGCGACAGAGUGUCGAUUUGCGGGAACACAUCCGCAAAAAACAGGAGGAGGCACUGGCCUCGUUCAACGCCCUUAUCGAAACUGCUUCAAAGGAAUUCUCUGGCGUAGAUAUCCGUCUCUUUCGUUUCUGGGGUAUGGCGGCGAAUUUGAAAGGACAGCCUAACGAGCCCGACGACAUGUACGUGGAAUCUAUGGAGCAGACUCGAUGGCUCUUGUCAAAUGCUCUUUUACGUGCGACGGGCCAGCUCUCAGGCGAGACAGUUGACUCGAAGCUCGUUGACUGUGAGCACCUCACAUACACCGCUUAUUCGUCCAAGCUGCGGAAGAUCUUCACGCUUAAGGAGAGCAAAACGCGGUUCUGUAGCAUCAGUGUCACCGGAUGGAUCCUUUUUGGGGCUCGUCAACUUUUUGACAUUGCAAAGUCUGCCUCAGAGAGUGGCGAUGGCGAAGCCACGGCCACACUUGUCUCCAUUCAAGAAGCCAUUAAAAAAUUUGAGGGUGUGAAGGAAGAUUUGGAGCAAUUGUGGCCCGUCUUCGAGGAGUACCGGUCUACCGUGCUUAGCUGGUUACCCAAACCGGAAACGACCGCAGAAGCCGAAAAGUAG